Molecule: messenger RNA, 877 nt
Organism: Hordeum vulgare subsp. vulgare (domesticated barley)
Lineage: Eukaryota; Viridiplantae; Streptophyta; Magnoliopsida; Poales; Poaceae
Product: auxin-responsive protein IAA9-like
Exons: 2
Coding region: 128-652 (174 amino acids)
Biological process (GO): regulation of DNA-templated transcription
Cellular component (GO): nucleus
Molecular function (GO): protein binding
Source: RefSeq, a predicted model, not a curated record
CAUCUCAUUCCCUCCCACCACGACUCCAUCAACCAACCAACCAACCCAUCAUCAGCAUCAUCGUAGCUCUCCGCAAGAAUCAAACGCCAGCUAGCUCUGGGCUCUGGCUGGGCGGGACCGACGCGGCAUGGAGCUGGAGCUCGGGCUGGCGCCGCCGACCAACACAGGCCGCCUCCUCCUCGGCGGGGGGAAGAGGGGCUUCGGCGAGGCGUUCGGGGAGGAUGGGGAGCAGCAGUCGGCGGCGGUGGCCACGACGCUGCCGCUCUUCGACGACGGCAGCAGUAGCAGUAGCAGCGGCAGCGGCGACGGUGGCGGCGUUGGGGGGACGAACAAGAAGGCGCUGGUGGGGUGGCCGCCGGUGAGCUCCGCGCGCAGCAGGGCGUGCGGCGCAGGCGGUGGUGGCGGCAGGCACGUGAAGGUGCGGAAGGAGGGCGCGGCUAUCGGCAGGAAGGUGGACCUGUCCCUCCACGGCUCCUACGCCGACCUCCUCGCCACGCUCGCCCGCAUGUUCCCCGACCCCGCCGGCUGCCUUCACGCUGAAAGCGAGAUGGUGGUCACAUACGAGGACGCCGACGGCGACUGGAUGCUCGUCGGAGACGUGCCGUGGGAGGAUUUCGCGCGGUCGGUGAAACGCCUCAAGAUUUUGCUCUGAAGAAAAAACGGAAUGACACCGCUAGAUGUCGAGAAAUGUUUCUGUUUUCUUUUCUCUGAGAUCUCAGCUAUGCAUCCUCACUGGCUGCUCAUGUUGCAGACAUCUUGUAAUACUACAAAUACUUAUAAAAUAUACAACAUUUCCUCAUAUCAUUUUCCCGUUUUCUCUCCUAGAAUGUGUAAACAUGUUACCGCUAUACUAUAUGGGAUGUGUUUCCAACCAGAA